CGUUCCCGUCUCCACGCCGCAGCUCAUCCUGUCCGCGCGUGCGCUGCCUGAGGCGCGCUCUUCGCUGCGAAUCGCCCGUCGCCUAAACAGCCGCUUCGGGAAGCGUGGCGCCGCCGGAGGGAUCCCUGUGGUGGUGGAGCAGCUAACCUGCACCUGAAGCUCGACUGACGCGCCGGCACCUGGCAUGGCGGGCGGGCGCAGAGGGGGCAACCGCACCUCGUACUGCCGCUCGCCUCUGGGAGGCGAGUCCGGCUCUGUGGGGAACGGCGGCCACUCCAGCAGCUCGCCAAUGACGGGCGUGCGGUCGCGGACCAGGAGCAACGCUGGCACUGGCAUGAGCAGUCCCCCACUGGCGGCCCAGACCGUGGUGCCUCUCAAGCACUACAAGAUCCCCGAUCUGUCAGUGGAGCGCCACCUGCUGUUUGAACUGCACCUACUCCUGUGCCACCUGAUCGCCCUCUUCGUCCACUACAUCAAUAUCUACCGGACGGUGUGGUGGUACCCGUCUUCGCACCCACCCUCACACACCUCGCUGAACUUCCAUCUCAUCGAUUACAACAUGCUGGUCUUCACCGUCAUCGUGCUGGCCCGUCGCCUCAUCGCUGCUGUGGUGAAAGAGGCCUCUCAGAGCGGCAAGUUAUCCUUCCCCCACUCCGUGGUGCUGGUGACGGGCCGCUUUGCUGUUCUCACGCUCACGGGCUGGAGUCUCUGCCGCUGCUUCAUCCAUCUUUUCAGGACGUACUCCGCCCUAAGCCUGCUCUUCCUCUGCUACCCUUUCGGCAUGUACAUCCCAUUCUUCCGGCUGAGCUGCGACGUGCGUCGAGGUGGGGGCGGCUCACUGGCGUCGGGCACUGGCGUUGGGGGGCGAGACUACCUGAGCAUCCUGAAAGACACCUGGAAGCAGCACACGAGCCGGCUGUACGGGGUGCAGGCCACACCCACGCACGCCUGCUGCCUGUCCCCCGACCUGGUGCGAAAGGAGGUCGAGUACCUUAAGAUGGACUUCAACUGGAGGAUGAAGGACGUGCUGCUCAGCUCCAUGCUGAGCGCCUACUAUGUUGCCUUCGUGCCCGUCUGGUUCCUUAAGAGCACGCAGUAUGUGGACAAGCGCUGGUCCUGUGAGCUGUUUCUUCUGGUGGCCAUCAGCACAUCCGUCAUCCUCAUGCGACACCUGCUGCCCCCCCGCUACUGCGACCUACUGCACAAGGCAGCCGCCCACCUGGGCUGCUGGCAGAGGGUGGACCCCGCGCUCUGCUCCAACGUCCUGCAGCACGUGUGGACAGAGGAAUACAUGUGGCCACAGGGUGUGCUGGUGAAACACAACAAGAAUGUGUACAAGGCCAUGGGCCACUACAAUGUGGCUGUACCUUCGGACGUGUCACACUACCGCUUCUAUUUUUUCUUCAACAAGCCUCUGAGGAUUUUGAACAUCCUCAUCAUCCUGGAGGGGGCCAUGAUCUUCUACCAGCUGUACUCCCUGAUCUGCUCAGAGAAAUGGCACCAGACCAUAUCGCUGGCAUUGAUCCUCUUUAGUAACUACUAUGCUUUCUUCAAGCUGCUGAGGGACAGACUCGUCCUGGGCAAAGCUUACUCGUACUCGCACAGCUCGGCGGAUCCCAAGGCCACUUAAGCUGCUCCACUCGGCCUCGGUCAGCCAAUUGGCAUAGGAGCUUUCUUUUUUUUUUUUUACACUUGCAUUUUUGUGUUUUUGUUUUGGAUCUUAUAAAGAAUCAUAUUUUUGUA
Brienomyrus brachyistius is the source of this 1743-nucleotide messenger RNA. It is a transcript of the gene tmem39b, whose product is annotated as transmembrane protein 39B. Lineage: Eukaryota; Metazoa; Chordata; Actinopteri; Osteoglossiformes; Mormyridae. The coding region runs from base 185 to 1630 and encodes 481 amino acids. The transcript has 9 exons. Gene Ontology annotation, cellular component: membrane. The record is from RefSeq and is a predicted model, not a curated record.